Molecule: messenger RNA, 1503 nt
Organism: Xyrauchen texanus (razorback sucker)
Lineage: Eukaryota; Metazoa; Chordata; Actinopteri; Cypriniformes; Catostomidae
Product: E3 ubiquitin-protein ligase TRIM36-like
Exons: 7
Coding region: 151-1503 (450 amino acids)
Molecular function (GO): zinc ion binding
Source: RefSeq, a predicted model, not a curated record
GUCAUCCUGGAGUUUCAUGUAAUUUCUCUUUAAAACAGCGAGUGAUCAGUGACUCAUGAACUCUGGACUGAAUGUCUGCGAGCGGAUGAAACCGAUAAAUCCAUAGAGACCGAACAGACCUGAUCAUCCGGUUCGAUUAUCAGAAUAAGGAUGUCGGACUCGGAGGAUUUGUCCGAGUUUGCGAGUCUCGUGGAGCGCAUUGAGAGAGGCGAGCUGCCGAUGAGGAACAUCGAGCGAGAGUUGAUCUGUCCCAUCUGUAAAGAGCUGUUCACUCAUCCGCUCAUCUUGCCCUGUCAACACAGUGUCUGUCACAAAUGUGUCAAAGAUGUUCUCCUGCCCAAUCACGAGGACUCGUUCAGCACAGAUGCCGGGUCGGAGUGCUCGAACCCGGCCAGUCCUCGCUCCAGAGUUCCCUCUCCCAGUCUGGAGAAGCUGGACCGACUGGUGCAAUCAGGGUCCAUCUCUUCCCCUGGAUGGAGGCGUUCUUCCGUCACGCCUCGCGUCACCACCUUCCCGUGUCCGGGCUGCCAGCACGACAUCGAUCUCGGCGAGCGAGGGAUCAGCAUGCUCUUCCGCAACUUCACGCUGGAGAGUAUCGUGGAGCGCUACCGUCAGGCGGCGCGUGCGGCCGUCGCCAUCAUGUGCAACAUGUGCAAACCGCCCGUUCAGGAGGCCACCAAGAGCUGCAUGGACUGCAAGGCCAGUUACUGCAACGAGUGCUUCAAGAUGCACCACCCGUGGGGAACACCGAAAGCCCAGCACGAGUACGUGGGACCCACCACCAACUUCAGACCGAAGGUUUUAAUGUGUCCUGAACACGAGAUGGAGAAAGUCAACAUGUACUGUGAGGUGUGUCGACGGCCCGUGUGUCAUCUGUGCAAGCUCGGCGGUUCUCACGCCAAUCACAAAGUCACAUCGAUGAGCAGCGCCUACAAGAUCCUGAAGGAGAAGCUGUCGAAGAGUAUCCAUUACUUAAUCAGCAAAGAGGACCGAGUGCGGACUCAGAUCUCAGAACUGGACGUGUUGAUCCAUCAAAUGGAGGAUAACGGGCAGCUCGCAGAGAGACACGCAAACGAACACUUUGAACGACUCUUUGAGACUCUUCAAGAGAAACGGAGCGAGAUGUUGAGAUCCAUCGAGCAGUCGAGGAACCUGCGAGUGGAGCGACUGCGGGCACAGGUGGAGGAGUAUCAGGGCAUGCUGGAGAACAGCGGGUUAGUGGGAUACGCACAGGAAGUCCUGAAGGAAACCGAUCAGUCCUGCUUCGUUCAGACGGCCAAACUGCUGCACGUCAGGAUUCAGAAAGCCACCGAGUCCUUGAAGACGUUUCAGCCGGCGGCAAACACGUCGUUUGAUGAGUUUGUGUUGGACACGUCGAAGGAAGAGUUUUUACUGAAGGAGCUGAGCUUCAAUGGCGGUAAGAAUGAACACUUUCACGCUCUUCUCGUGAGAUUACAGGAUCUUUAUCAGAAUAAUCCACUUACAGACUCAAUCUCAUUCUGA